AUGGCGGAAGCCUUCUUGCUGCUCAUGAACCGCCAGAGGGCGGUGCCUCUCGACGAGCCUCGAGCUGCUGUGGCUCAACCUGCUGCGGCCAGGGUUCGAAGCUUGAAUCCUCAGCGCAACACCUUCUGGUUGCGCCAGAUCUCCUUGGACGCUCCGCCUGGACAGUACUUGAGCGUGGAGAGCCUGAGGUUGGCGCAGGAGUCGAUGCAAGACCUCCUGACCGUGCAGCUCCCGUUCAUGGUGAAGAUCGUCAUGCGCGUGCGCCUUUCGGAGGAGAUCGUGGAUCCGGAGAGCGGCGAGCGGGAGAUUGUCUACAGCGAGCGCCGCAUUGCCACGGUGCCCUCGUUGGUCCGGCCGCUCGCAAACCCCGACGAGAGGCUUCGUCGCUACAUCGUGUCGAUGGCUCAGAGGACUCUCGAAGAUCGCCUGGAGCAUGCUAGGUUCCACAACUCGCUCCAGAAGUUCGAGGGCAUCAUCGACAUGCAGAUCUACACGACUCCGAGCCGGGAGCUCGCUCAGCUUCCUGCGGCUCCUGGCGCAAACUUCGCCGGAGGCUGCUGGAAGGAGUUGCCGGAGCUCUUGAAGCACGGCAAGAAGGGGCUCUGGUCCCCCAAGAACGCCGACAACAAGUGCUUCCGCUACUGCGUGAUGGCCGAGCUCCUGGGUUGUCGCGACUGGGGCAAUGAGUAUCGCAAAAAGGUCUCCGAGUGCAGAGGGCGACCUUUCUACGACCUCCCGAACGGACGCCCUAGCAAGAGGAUGCGACUUUCGGAUCCUGUCGGUGUUUAUGUCAACGAGCAAGCCAUCGACUUCAGCAUGCUCCCGGAAGAAAGCGCGGUCGCCUUCGAGGACAUCGAGAAGUUUGAGCUCGGGAACGCUGGCUUGGUGGAGAUCUUUGUGUACCAGUGGUCGCGAGUGCCGUGGGUCAACGACGACUUCCACUUCCUCAUGCCGGAUCCCGGCAAGCGCCAGGUGGAUAGGAUGCUAAUGCCGGAGAGAAGCGCCGCCACGCUCCACUACAAGGCCGGCCCUUCAGCUGCCAUGCAUCCCUGUGUUUGCUACGCCGACUUUGAGACCUUCAACGCCAAGGCGCCCCAGCAACUUGCCGGUCAGAGCGUUCUAGCCAAGCAGGAUCGAGUCGCAUCCUUUGCGUACAUGGCGGUCGGGCGUUGCGGCUUCCAGGUCCCCUCGUUACAUCGACUUCGGCUGGAGCGGGCGACCGAGGAGUCUGGCGAGUUCGGCAUCGUGGAGCUCUUCCUCCGCAGUCUUCUCGAGCUGGCCAAACGCUACCGAGAGUGGCGUCUGCGCACAAACAAGCCCUGCCGUAUGACUCAGGCCGACCAACGUCGCUUCAACCGCGCCGAGACCUGCGAGAUCUGCGGCGGGGGCUUCGAGCAAGGGAAUCCUAAAGUGGCGCAUCAUGAACAUGGGACGGGCAAGUUCCUGAGUGCGGCUUGCAACAAGUGCAACUUGCUCAUCCGCCUGCCGACGAGCCUGCCCUGCUACUUCCACAACGGCGCCUCCUACGACUUCCACUACCUGCUCCGCUUCCUGGCCCAUGAGAAGGGUUAUGAGCGUCAUGAGGACUACAUCGCCACGCUCCUCGGCGAGACUGCGGAGUCCGACGGCGACGAUGACGACGAGGGCGAGGGGGACGAUGACAGGUACGAUCCGUGGCGCUGCGACCUUUCCAAGAUCAAGCUGGGUGCUCUGGUGAAAAGCGGGGAGAAGUGCUUGAUGCUGUCUUUCGGGCCUCUGCGCUUCCUCGACUCCUUGAACGUUUUCCCGACCAGCUUGGCCUCCUUGAUCGAAGACUGCAAGGCGAGCUGCUUGAAUCCCAGCGAGGCCUUUCCCCUGCUGACACGGCGCCAUCCCAUCUUCGCGGAGGCGGAGCUGGGCGCGCGCGAGCGUCGGGCCAAGGUUUGGGAGUUGCUGCUCAAGAAGAUCCCGAUGCCGUUUGACGCUCUUUGUGAUCCGGCUUGCUGGUCGUGGCCGGCUUUGCUUCCUCGCGAGGCCUACGACAACACGCUCACCGGCGAGGCGUGCUCCGAGGAGAAAUACGAGACCGUCAAGCAGAUCGUCGAGUUCUUCGACUUCGAGAGCUUCGGCGCAUUUCAUGACACGUAUUUGCGCACAGACCUCGCACUGGGAGAUGUGAUGGAGCGCUAUCGAGACACGUUUUGGGACAACUUCCACCUCGACCCCUGCCAGUACAUCACGCACGCAUCGGCGAGUCAUGACGCCAUGCUACGCAAGUGCUGUCCUCGUCGGGAUCUCGGUCUCGGGCUCAUGACCGAUCGGAGGGUGUACGAGCUGACCAAGGCGAACAUCAGAGGAGGCCUCGGGCACAUCGCUCAGCCGUUUGCGGCGGCCAACAACCCCAUGUUGCCCGACUUCGAUCCCGCUCGAGAGCAGUCGUGGAUUCUGUUCUACGACGUGAACAGCAUGUACCCUUCCAUCAUGGAGAAGCCGAUGCCUACCGACGGCGGUCAGUGGGUCGAGAUGCCCGCGUCCAGGAAGGAGAGGCUGUGCUACCUCAACGCGCUCUUCGAGCGGGUGGACUACGAACGGGACGAUGAGGAGGUUUGCUUCAUGAUCGAGGCGAGCUUCGAUGUGCCGUGGUUUCGCCACUCUUGCGUGGAUUGGGCUCCCGUUUGCAAGAUGUCGGUGACGAGGUCGCAACUCAGCCCUUACACCCAGUCCCUCAUCCAGGACGGUCAAGUUGUUUCGGCGACGCCUAAGCUUGUACCUUACUUGGGGUUGCAUCUGAAAGAAGCCGUCGACCUUCGGUACCUCAAGUUCAUCGUGGAGCACCUCGGCGUUCGGGUCUAUGACGCUCACAGCUGCGUGUCCUUCCGCUGCCAUACCUGGAUGAAGAGCUUCGUUCGCCAAACCGUGGAGACUCGCCGCGAGUACAAGAAGAGCGGUCGCAAACUCCAAGCGGAAGUUCAGAAGCUUACGGGCAACGUCCAGUACGGCAAGAUGGUGCAGAACCAGGAGAACUUCAGGGCCACUCGCGUCUACGCGGACGGCUUGAAGUUCCAAGCGGCGGCAUCCAAGCCCAACAUGCUGGACAUCCAUCCGCAAAUCAUGGAGGAGCGCGCGUUCUUGGCCUUCGUCGACGUUCAGAAGGCCGGCAAGGCGAAUGUCUUGAGAUCCUUUCUCCAAGGCGGCUGGAAGGUGCUGGAGGAGUCGCGCUUGCUGAUGAUGAAGGCGCACUACCGGAUCCGCCUCGUCUUCGACGGCGAUCUUCUCAAGAGCGUCGACCCGGCGGACGACCCGAGCGACUUGAAGCCCGAGCAGAGCCGCGUGAGAUGGCUGGGAGGCGACACUGACAGCAGCGUCCUGCAGAUCUUCAGCGACCAAGACCCGAAGAUCGCCCUGGCGAAGGCCAACUUGCGAGGCGCCGCUCCUUUCUUCGAUGUGGCUGGCGAUGCGAAGGACGCCGCCCUGAAGGAGCACCUGGCUCCGCUGUGCGAGGAAAGCCGAGAGCUCGCACUUCGCCGCGCUGGCGAGCUCGGCAACUUCUCGGACGAGUUGGCUCCUCACUACGGCGUCGAGUGGGUCGGCUUGGCGCCGAAGAUGUACUCGCUUAGCAAGACAGAGGGCGAGAGCAAGGAGCGGGCCAAGGGCGUUCCGAAGAGCGAGCGCAAGAAGCUGGACCACGAGCUCUACCGGGCCAUCUUGGAGAGCGGAGGCGAGCACAAGGUGGAGUUCCGCCGCCUGGGCUGCCGUCAUCAUGUGAACGAGGUCGUGGAGAUCCACAAGCGCGGCCUCACGGCGUUGAACACGAAGGCAUGGCAGCUCGAUGCGCAUCGCUCCAGGCCGCUCGGGCACUUCAAGAACAACGAGGUCUGGGCCGCGUGCUGGGCGGCGCUGCAGAGAGGGGCGCGUGGCUUCGAGGAGCGGUCCGAUGUGGCGGCCUUCCACCUGAUGAACCACAUCCUCGGCUUCGCGUAUGGCGAGGUCGGCUUCUUGCAUCGCGAGAGGGCGAGCAAUGGGCAGUUCGUGGGCAAGCUGUUCAACACCAGUUACCUCCGGUCGUGCUGA
This is a messenger RNA of Symbiodinium sp. CCMP2592, 4050 nucleotides long. Lineage: Eukaryota; Dinophyceae; Suessiales; Symbiodiniaceae. The record is from the annotation of a GenBank genome assembly.